AUCAAUAUAGACAGUACUCAUCGGCUUGCGCGCUCCAGUACUCAUCACUGAUCUGCUACAUAUAUCAUAGCUGUGAAGUUUCGAGGGCACACAGCCAUAGAUAUGGCUCCAGCUCGAGUUGUUGUGGUGCUGCUGCUGGCGGUCAGCUGUGCGCUGCUGUCUGUGGCUGCGGACACCACAAAUACUCCAUCCCCACAACCGUUUGUAUGGCAGAAGGCGCAUGCGACGUUCUACGGCGGCGCUGACGCCUCCGACACAAUGGGUGGCGCAUGCGGGUAUGGCAACCUCUUCUCUGAAGGAUACGGGACACGCACGGCGGCUUUGAGCACCGUGCUAUUCAACAACGGCGCCGCGUGCGGGCAGUGUUACAAGAUCGCAUGUGAUCGCAAGCGCGCGGACCCGUUGUUUUGUAAGCCGGGCGUGACAGUGACCGUGACGGCCACUAACUUUUGCCCACCGAAUGACGCCCUCCCCAAUGAUAAUGGCGGCUGGUGCAACACGCCAAGGCCGCACUUCGACAUGGCCCAGCCGGCCUGGGAGAAAAUCGGUGUUUAUAAAGGUGGCAUCAUCCCCAUAAUGUACCAGAGGGUUCCGUGCGUGAAGCGGGGCGGCGUGAGGUUCAAAAUCAACGGUCAGGAUUACUUCAAUCUUGUGCUUGUGAGCAAUGUUGCUGCAACAGGCUCCAUCGAGUCCAUGGAUGUCAAGAGCAAUGAUUCUGAAGACUGGAUGCCUAUGGCACGAAAUUGGGGUGCUAACUGGCACUCGUUGGCGAACCUUAGCGGAAAGAUGCUCUCCUUCAGACUAACCAACACUGAUGGACACACGCUUGUGUUCAACGACAUUGUGCCAAAGGGGUGGACCUUUGGGCAAUCAUUUGUUAGCAAAUUGCAAUUCUAGCAAGCAAUGUGUGCCGACCAAUUAAUUUACCAGGGCAAGGUAUUGAUUUGUAAUAAUUAAUUGCAUAAAGUGCAAGUUAUGGUGCUUAAUGUGUGUGUGCUGCUUGUAGCACUGAUCUAAUUUUAAAAUUCAGUUUCUUCAUAUUC
Molecule: messenger RNA, 1043 nt
Organism: Triticum dicoccoides
Lineage: Eukaryota; Viridiplantae; Streptophyta; Magnoliopsida; Poales; Poaceae
Product: expansin-A24-like
Exons: 3
Coding region: 103-897 (264 amino acids)
Biological process (GO): plant-type cell wall organization
Cellular component (GO): extracellular region
Source: RefSeq, a predicted model, not a curated record